CUCGCUCUCCCUUUUAGUCAGCUGAUAAAUCCCGUCCACGCAGCAUUAGUUAUAGUAACUUCCAGUGACAACAUUUUCCAAAGGGAUAUUUCAGAUAUGCCUUUCGUAACACUGACUACUAAUCUGUCUUCUGAAAAAGUGGACAAAGCCUUUUCAGAGAAGUUUUCGGAAAAGUUAGCAGAAACUUUAGGGAAGCCUAUAGAACGUAUUUCAGUGACCGUAGUGGCUGGGCAACAGAUGUGCCGAGGAGGGAGCUGGGACCCGUUGUGUGAGGUUCACGUGUUAGCCAUUGGACUCGAUUCAGCCGAGAAAACUCAGAAGCCAGCUGAAGAAUUAACUAAAUUCUUGUCUGACCGUACAGGGAUUCAGCCUGCAAGAAUCUGCUUAACCUUCCGACCAGUGCUGCCUCAUCAGGUUUCCGUCAGUGGCGCCUUAAUGGGAUGACGUCAACAGCCAGUGAAUGUGACUGCAACCCUAAUAGAUCAUUUGGAAUGAGCUAGCAAUAAACUCUUCUACAGU
Messenger RNA from Penaeus chinensis, 519 nucleotides. Its product is annotated as D-dopachrome decarboxylase-A-like. NCBI's taxonomy places the organism in Eukaryota, Metazoa, Arthropoda, Malacostraca, Decapoda, Penaeidae. Gene Ontology annotation, molecular function: phenylpyruvate tautomerase activity. The transcript is spliced from 3 exons. The record is from RefSeq and is a predicted model, not a curated record. The coding region runs from base 97 to 444 and encodes 115 amino acids.